AUGGCCGGAUCCGACCUCCCGUCCGCCGGCUCCGUCGGCGUCGGCGGCGCCUCGCCCCCGCCGCGGACCCCGCCGUCGGCGUCCAGGAAGCGCAGGCGCGGCGACGGCGGCGACGGCGGCGACGACGACGACGACGGGGCCUCGCCCUCGCCGCCGAGCCGCGCGACCCGGGCAGCGGUCGCGGCGCGGGCGACCGCGGUCAGCGCGGUGCGGACGGCGCGGCGCGCGGCCGCGGGCGCGUUGUGGGCGGGGCGGGGCCGCGUGCGCGGGCUCGGCGACGUGGGGCGGAUGCGGGAGGUGCUCCUCGCGGUGCGCGGCGCGCGCUACGCCAGCGUCCCCGACGACGACGACGACCACCCGUACCGGAAGGAAAGUUGGAGUUCGUACUUAUCCAGUUAUCCGCUGAAACAAGUUAGAACAGACCCUGUCGAGCAUCAAGCUUCUGUCCCUGAGUGGGAAAAUGGCCCAUCUGUGGAAUAUACUGAUGGUUACAAAGCUGCAACCUUACCAAAACUGGGCACGGUUGUCUAUCCACUAAACAUGGAUAUCUCAGCAACUAACAAGUCAGAGAAGAAGAGGAAAAAUUUGGUAGACAGGUGUAAGUGUUCUCGUCCUGGAUCUGAGGAAUGUGUACAAGUUCACGUAAAAAAGGCAAGGAGCUGGAUCAAGGAUCAGUUGGGUGAGGAAGCUUUCAAAAACUGUGGGCUAGAUGCAAUGGGUGAUCAAGUUGGAGAGCAAUGGACCGCAGUUUUCAAAAGGAAACUUGAAAAAAUUGACAAGAUGAUUCCUCAGAAUAAACAUCAGAAAUUCAUGGGGAUUGCCUUGAAAGAGCUCGGACAAAAGGAAAAAAAGAAUUUGGCGAAGUACUACUACAAUGUUUUUCUUCCCAGAAGAAUGGCAAGCUUGACCAGGGCAAAGCAUAAAAAGGACGAAGCUGUUGAUACAAGUGAUGAAAAGAGUGAUCAAGAGGAUGAGGAGAAUGAACGUCGUCCUCGAAAGAAGAGGAAAAAAAGCUUUGGAUCCUCUUCUACAAGGUCCAAGAAGUAGAAGAGUCGGAGGAAUUUGGUGAGUGGAGCAGCAGUUACGUUGCAGCGGAAGUAGAAUUAACAGUGUUGGUGCAGUGGGAGGAGAAUUAACAGUUUUGUUGCAGUAGAAGAAGAAUUAGGAAGCUUGAGAAAGCGGGUUUACGUGAUUAGAGUUUGCAGUGGAGUCAGAGACUGUUAUCCGGACCCAUGCUGUCGCAGAUCUCCAGCGGUCGUAUAAGUACGAGAUUCUUACCUUAGUUACUGGUGGUGGGCAUCCUGAGCAAGUUUCGCCGCCGCCAAGACAUUUGACGUAAACAUGUGUUCAUGAUUUUGCUUCAUUUUUUAUUUGUUGUUGCUGUAAUGUGCAUGGCACAAAAGGGAGAAGGGAAGUGAUAUAUGGAGAGUGGGCACAUAUGCAUGAAUUCUUUUGGUAUAUACUUGAAACUUAAAUUCUACAGGUGUGGGUUGUUCUGUUGGUCUUAUAGUUACGAAUCUACGAUUGUUUUGAGGAAUGUUGCAUAUAUGCUUGAGUUUGGAUCAUGAUAUGAUUCUCACAUAGGGCAUUGUUCAGUACUGCAGGCAUGGAUAUUAGUGAUUGUGGUGUGUUUAUUU
Hordeum vulgare subsp. vulgare (domesticated barley) is the source of this 1637-nucleotide messenger RNA. RefSeq lists its product as uncharacterized. Bases 1 to 1047 code for a protein of 348 amino acids. NCBI's taxonomy places the organism in Eukaryota, Viridiplantae, Streptophyta, Magnoliopsida, Poales, Poaceae. The record is from RefSeq and is a predicted model, not a curated record. The transcript is spliced from 3 exons.